AUGGUACAGGGACUUGAAUUCGACAAUACUCUCGGGGCCAACCUCAUCGGGCUAGUUAUAGGUUCUGUUCUAUAUGGAGUCGUAUGCAGCCAGGCGUACAAAUACUUCCAAAGUUUUCCGAAAGACCCUUUUAUUGCGAAGGCCACGGUCAUUUCCUUGGUGAUUCUCGAAACAGUCCAUACAAUUCUCAUCACCCACGUAACGUACUACUACAUGGUGACUAACUACAUGAACCCUUUAGCUUUGCUUCAAACCGUUUGGAGUUCACUCGCCACUGUCACUGCAAUUAGCUUGAUCGUAUUCAUCGCUCAUACAUUCUAUGCUGUUCAGAUAUACCACUUGGGAAAAAGCUUCUGUCUUCCAGGACUCAUUAUCACUCUAGGAUUAACCCAGUUAGGGUUUUGUGUGGCCCUCAGUGUGGUUGGAUCUCAGACAUCCAUGUUACAAAUCCCAUUGACAAGCAAGAAAUUCUUAAUUAUUGUCCCCUUGACUGUUGGGUGUGCAGGAGAUAUUCUUUGUGCUGGGGCAUUGAGUUAUUACUUGUAUAUCAACCGGUCAGGAAUUAAACGGACAGACUCACUCAUUUGGAAAAUCAUGACAUAUGCUAUUGGCACAGGUGCUAUUUCAAGUGUAGUAAUAAUAGCAGUCCUUAUCAUGCUUGCAUUACAACCUCUCAACUUCAUCUACAUCUCCAUCUUUGAGACUUUAUCAAAAUUGUAUGCUGUCUCAAUUUUAGUUAGACUCAACUCAAGAACCCCUUCUUCAACCUCUGGAUCUGGAAUUGAGUCUGCUAUUGUUGUCAGUGGCAUCAGUGCCAGUGCAGAUGGAGUUGGAGUAGAGUCAGCAAAUAUCCUGACAAGCUUCCGAGCUACAGUUAGAGAGUAUACUCCUUCAGGCUCCCCUGAAACCUCCUUCACAACACAAUCUCAAGGUCUGAAAGACCAGGACUCAGAUAGGGAGACUAAAACUUUGAUUGAGUCACCUGUGUGGAAUCUGUCACAGCACUCAUCUCUAUAA
Molecule: messenger RNA, 1017 nt
Organism: Marasmius oreades (fairy-ring Marasmius)
Lineage: Eukaryota; Fungi; Basidiomycota; Agaricomycetes; Agaricales; Marasmiaceae
Exons: 19
Coding region: 1-1017 (338 amino acids)
Source: RefSeq, a predicted model, not a curated record